GCUCAGUGCUCCGAGUGGAAGGGGCUGACCGCCGGCCUCCGCAGGGUCGCGGGAGCCGCGCGGCGGAUGGGAGGGGCUGGAGCGAAAGUUGCGGGCGCGGGAUCCGGGAUCCGGGGCAAUGGAAGCGGGGCCCGCCUUGUCCCCCGGGCCUUCCCGCUCCUUCAAGGAGGAGCUGCUCUGCGCCGUCUGCUACGACCCCUUCCGUGACGCCGUGACUCUGCGCUGCGGCCACAACUUCUGCCGCGGGUGCGUGACCCGCUGCUGGGAGGUGCAGGUGGCACCCACCUGCCCGGUGUGCAAGGACCGCGCGGCCCCCGCCGACCUGCGCACCAACCACACCCUCAAUAACCUCGUGGAGAAGCUGCUGCGCGAGGAGGCCGAGGGCGCGCGCUGGACCGGCCACCGCUCUCCGCGCCUCUGCCGCCUGCACCGCGGCCAGUUCAACCUCUUCUGUCUCGACGACAAGGAGCUGCUGUGCUGCUCGUGCCAGACCGACCCCCGGCACCAGGGGCACCGCGUGCAGCCGGUGAAGGACACUGCCCACGACUUUCGGGCCAAGUGCAGGAACAUGGAACACGCGCUGCGGGAGAAAGCCAAGGCCUUCUGGGCCAUGCGGCGCUCCUACGAGGCCAUCGCCAAGCACAAUCAGGUGGAGGCUUCCUGGCUGGAAGGGCGAAUCCGGCAGGAGUUUGACAAGCUUCGAGAGUUCUUGAGAGUGGAGGAGCAGGCCAUCCUGGAUGCCAUGGCCGAGGAGGCCAGGCAGAAGCAGCUUCUGGCCGAGGAGAAGAUGAAGCGGCUGGCGGAAGACACGGAGGCCCUGGCCCAUGAGAUUGAGCGGCUGCAGAUGGAGAUGAAGGAGGAUGACGUUUCCUUUCUCAUGAAACACAAGAGCCGAAAACGCCGCCUCUUCUGCACGAUGGAGCCAGAGCCUGUCCAGCCUGGUAUGCUCAUCGACGUUUGCAAGUACCUGGACUCCCUGCAGUACCGAGUCUGGAGGAAGAUGCUCGUGUGUGUCGAAUCUGUGCCUUUCAGCUUUGAUCCCAACACUGCGGCUGGCUGGCUGUCCGUGUCAGACGACCUCACCAGUGUCACCAACCACGGCUACCGGGUCCAGGUGGAGAAUCCGGAGCGCUUCUCAUCGGCACCCUGCCUGCUGGGCUCCUGCGUCUUGUCGCAGGGCUCGCAUGCCUGGGAGGUGGACCUGGGGGCACUGCCGAGCUGGCGCGUGGGCGUGGUGCGGAUGCGCCAGGACGCGGGCGCCGAGGGCCACUCGCACAGCUGCUACCACGACACGCGCUCGGGCUUCUGGUACGUGUGCCGCACACAGGGCGUGGACGGCGACCACUGCGUGACCUCGGACCCCGCCACAUCGCCCCUGGUCCCCGCCAUCCCGCGCCGCCUGCGCGUGGAGUUGGAGUGCGAGGAGGGUGAGCUGUCCUUCUAUGACGCGGAGCGCCACUGCCACCUGUACACCUUCCACGCCCGCUUCGGGGAGGUACGGCCCUACUUCUACCUGGGCGGCUCACGGGGGGACGGGCCCCCCGAGCCGCUGCGCAUCUGCCCCCUGCGCAUCACCGUCAAGGAGGAGCUGGAUGGCUGAAGCCUGCCCUGCCUGAUGCCGCCGGGUCUCACGCCCCAGUCCCGUUUUCUUUCUGUCUCUUCCCAAAGGCACACUUGCCUUGGUACCUCUCUGCCUCCUGCCUUCUUGCCAGGAUCUUCCUACUGGCCAUCCUGUCCUUUUCUGUGGCGCCAGGCCAUGUACCUCCUCCCUCAUUUUUGGUCCCUUCUCUACCCACCUUUGAAAGUUAUCCAGGAGACACCUCCCUGAUUAGGCUUUUUCCAAAGUUGUGGCAUCCUCUGGAUGUGAAUUUUCUGAUUCACAUUCUAAGAUUGCUGGGGAUAAUGUUUGCUUCUAAGAAUGGGUCUGUUUAAAAAUGUAAGUUUCAUCAUUUUCCAAGAGUGGUGAGGCCAGCAGACUGGAAGAGGACUGCUGUUGAGAAGAGUUUGUUACUCACAGUCUCCGGGAGGAGAGU
This is a messenger RNA of Lagenorhynchus albirostris (white-beaked dolphin), 2033 nucleotides long. It is a transcript of the gene TRIM35, whose product is annotated as tripartite motif containing 35. The record is from RefSeq and is a predicted model, not a curated record. Gene Ontology annotation, biological process: innate immune response; positive regulation of apoptotic process. Lineage: Eukaryota; Metazoa; Chordata; Mammalia; Artiodactyla; Delphinidae. Bases 119 to 1600 code for a protein of 493 amino acids. Gene Ontology annotation, molecular function: protein binding; zinc ion binding. The transcript has 6 exons.